AUGCGAUUAAUGAUGCACAUUUUUACGACGAAUAAAGGUGAAGGUUUACAAAUAAUAUCAGGUUUAAAACAAGUUAGUCCAACAAAUACAUUAUCAUCUAUAAGUCAUGGUGGUAGUGGUGCAACAUUAAAUAAUCAUAAUAGACGUUCAAUUAUAUCUGGUCUACAAAAUUUUGUUCAUUUAACACACAUUGGUCCAUCAGAUAUUUCAACAUUUGCAUCAGAUUUAUCAACAACAAAUAAAGCUGUUAUAUUAGCACCAAUGAAUUUUCGUCAUCAAGUACAUAUAGGACAUAAUGAUGAAAUAGAUCAAUUAAAUAAUAAUAAUAAUAAUAAUAAAUCAGGUACACAUGAGUAA
This is a messenger RNA of Rotaria sp. Silwood2, 357 nucleotides long. The record is from the annotation of a GenBank genome assembly. Lineage: Eukaryota; Metazoa; Rotifera; Eurotatoria; Philodinida; Philodinidae.